CUAAGUUCAACGUUUAAGUAGUCUCGCAGCAUCUCAAUCGCGGGAUCUCGAGGUUUUACUAGCGAAAAUGGGGCAAUGCGGCCGCCGCCCAUUUCCAGAUCACACGGUAUUGUCCUGACCAGGGGCCGAUGGGUGCUUGGCCGCGACUGGCAAGCUCAGCUAUCCCAACGGCACAACUACCAGCCCAGCCAUACUGCUGCCGCAAUACAGCAAACACCUUCUUGGCAGCUAAUCCAACCCUUCAGACGCCCCUCACAGUCAUAUGAAGCGCCAAAAUCCCCAUCCCGGCGCGAUUCGAUACGGAUUGUGCGCCAGGAGCGAUCGAUAUUCUCAGACUUACUCCUUGCCGAUGCUGCCGACCUGUAUCGCCUCCCCUCCGAACCACUCUCCGAAUCCAAGCUAUCCAAUCUACGGUUCCUGGCACAGUUGAGGUCCCCUCAGCUCAGCGUCAUCACUGCACAGGAAAUCCUCCGUCAGAUCCCAGAGCUCAGACCAGAUAUUGCGCGCCUGCUAUGCAACAGCCGACAGUGGCAGACGACUCUACAGCAAUUGUCAUCGAGAGGUCAUACACAGGUUAACUUGUCUAAUUGGGCUUGGAUAAUUAUCCCGCGCGAUCCGGACAAGAGGGUCGAAAGAUUUCUGAGCAGACCAGGUCACAAACCCCUCUUCGUCUUAUUCUACCUGCUCACCAGCAGGCCGUACUUUCAAAGCUCCGAAUCCUUGUUGGGACUGCUGAGAUAUUGUAAUGAAUGGUAUGCGGAACGAAACAUGUCGUCCGGCCAUGCGCCAGAGGCCUUUGACUUGGGCUCUGUAAUUACACCGGAUUUAUUCGGCAAAUUACUCGACAAACUGUGUCAGCAUGCGAGCAGACUGCAGCCCGACGCAUUACCUGAUAUCGCAGAGCUCUCAGUGGCGUACAUCAAAAAUAUUCCCUAUGGACAUCGUCACCCAGACAAGGCGUACAGGCUACAAUGCCAGGCGCUCAAUCGCGCUCUACAGGCUGUAUCAAUCGUAUCGAAGAAGUCCCCAUAUCAGUACAGCUCUUACAACUGGACAGCUGUGACUAAGCUUCUGUCGCUAUCAUCCACCUCGGAGAAGACCUUGAUCAUUGAGGAAGAGAGCUAUCGGGCGAUUCGGCAAGUCUUGCUAGCAUCACCAAAAACAGCUUCGGAACGAGACACGGCCAGCACUCUUGCCAGCCAUUGGCCCCCUCAUCGGAUUAUGCGAGAUGGUAUGGAAGAGAAAGCCGGUCCCGAAGCCUACCAAAGCCGAGUUGUCAAGGCCGGUGUGAUGAUGCAAGAGGGUGGAUACAGCAAGAAGGAUUUCGACUUAAUUACGGAUAUCCUAGGUGGCAUGGCUCCUGAUGGCUCACCGACAGUGCAGACUAGGGCGAAUUACCCACGCCACCUUCGUGUUGAGCAAGGUGCAUGGGCAGCUCAGAUUCGGACAACUCGAAAUGCACAAGAAGCUUGGGCACUAUUCAAACAUCCCCCAGAAUCAGGGAUGAAACCAACAUUUGAAGUGUACAGAGAAUUGAUAGCCAAGCUCUCUGCGAAGCCAGCAAAGGCCGGACAUCACAAUCUUCCAGGAGAUGGAAGGGAGGUCUUCCCCUACAACGAUGAGAACCUCAGCGACUUUGAGAGGGCGCGGACCAACCCACCUAGCAUUCGCAGAAUUGUGGAAGAGAUGUAUGCCGCGGGUAUUCCCAUUCGUGGACCCUUCUUGGCUGGACUGAUCAAGCAAUCACCCAGCGUCGAUAUUGCUUUGCAUCAUAUCGAUUGCAGUAGCUUGGAUGAGGGACUCAAAGGCAGUCUUAGGCAGAGUCUGAAAGACUACCAGGGUCUCACGGGGAAUGCGUUGAUAAACCCGCCACACGAGAUACUACACGCAUUCAUUGACCUGCUUUGUCGUCUCCAACCAAACCGAACAUCGAAUACGCCGCUACACAUCUCUAACAAGAGCAUGUAUAGUAUCCACUACGCCGUUCAACUUGCGCAAAUGGGCUGGGCUUCAGCCGACGUCUCUGGCCGGGUGCCAUGGGAGACAAUACUGCUCAAUUUGGGCAGAUCAAACAUCAUGGUCAGCAACAGCAUGCCCCGAGAGAACAAUAUCGAAGUGCUGCAUCUGGCAAUCAAAGCCUUAAAGAUGGCUGAGGGACAUUCCGGGCUCAGUCUCAAAAUGAUGACUGCGUUUGCCAGUGUAUUACGCAAAGCGGUCCAACCACGACUUGCCGCUUUGCUGACUAAAGAUGCGACCAAAUCGCCAGUUCAGUCUGACGAACAAGAAAUGAACGAAACGGAAACGCGAACGCCUCCCGUAGAAGGCGCGGCUACUUCACGGACUCUAGAUGAAGAUGAAGAGUUUCUAUCGCUAUAUCAAGAGCAGAGCAACAAAGUAAAGAUCCCCAAGGGCCGUGUCUUGCGUCUUUCUGGCUAUUUCAGCAAGCUAUCAUAUCGCCACCUCCUCCACCCCAUCUUCCAACGCGAAGAGCUGGGCCACGGCCAGACACCCAUCGAGACAGUCCAAAAAGCGUCGAGCCAACUCAAGGCCGCGUGGAGAGCACUCGCCACCCUUGGUCCGGCGUCCAACCCCGACGUGAACAAGCUCGUGACGGCAGCGACGAUCAACACGUACAUGCGCACGCUCGCGUUCCUUGGCGACCGCGAGGAGAUGGUGUUGCUGAUGUGGUGGGUCAUUCGUGAGUGGGUUCCCAAGGCCGGCGAGGACCUUUCGCUGGCGCACGCGCGGUACCUCACGAGGGCAUUUCGUGCGUUUCGCGCCUACGCGGAGCCGUUGCUCGAUGAGGAGAUGAUGAGUGCUCUGCGAGAGGAGGUUAUGGCACAGAGCGGUGGCAGAAACGGGGGGCCGAUGCACUGGCCGUCUGACGAAGAGGUGGAAGAGUAUAUAUACGAGGACGAAUGGGGUAACCAUCAGAAUCUGCAUGAGGUCAUCAAGCGUGGCCUGGCCUUGAAGCAAGAGCUGCCUGGGCCGGAGGAAGAGGUGCGGGAGAACGAGACAUCUUACGAGAAGUGUCGGAUGGGGGUUGCACGUGUAAGAUAUGUAUAAUCAUACCCACUACAUGAUGGGAACCCACAACAGGAAGGGCCAAUAUGCCAGGCGUCGUGUAUCAAAAGGAAUAGAAUCCGGGAAUACUUGGAUAGAUACCCAAUCAUACCAACAUCAAAG
Colletotrichum godetiae is the source of this 3186-nucleotide messenger RNA. RefSeq lists its product as uncharacterized. The transcript has 2 exons. The coding region runs from base 76 to 3066 and encodes 996 amino acids. NCBI's taxonomy places the organism in Eukaryota, Fungi, Ascomycota, Sordariomycetes, Glomerellales, Glomerellaceae. The record is from RefSeq and is a predicted model, not a curated record.